Molecule: messenger RNA, 1666 nt
Organism: Hylaeus volcanicus
Lineage: Eukaryota; Metazoa; Arthropoda; Insecta; Hymenoptera; Colletidae
Product: protein disulfide-isomerase A4-like
Exons: 2
Coding region: 68-1498 (476 amino acids)
Biological process (GO): response to endoplasmic reticulum stress; protein folding
Cellular component (GO): endoplasmic reticulum
Molecular function (GO): protein disulfide isomerase activity
Source: RefSeq, a predicted model, not a curated record
GGUGGAUCUUGCCUUUUAAUUGUUGUUUUCUGCAGAGUCAUACAUACUUUAAAUAUACCAUUUAAUAAUGUUUGUUUUCUUUUUUAAUCAAAUUUGUUUAGCGUUUUUAUUUGUAAUAGUAAGAGUACUAGCGUCUCCAAACCCAGGAAAUGUGUUGGAAUUAACGGAAUCAAAUUUUUCGAAAAUUGUUGACGUUACAGAAGGCGGUGUACUUGUUCAAUUUUACGCACCGUGGUGUCAUCAUUGUAAAGAGUUUUUACCCGAAUUUGAGAGUGCAGCAAAAACUUUAGGUGUCCUUAACUCAACAGUGUUGUUAGCUAAAAUCGAUGCUACGAAAGAAGCCAAAUUAUCCUCACGUUAUGAUAUUAAAGGGUAUCCUACAUUAAAAUACUUCAAGAAAAAUUCACAUCAAGAUUACAAAGGUGACAGAUCCGCCAUUGGAAUUGUUAACUGGGUGAAGCAGAUAACCGGACCUUGUGUAACUCAUGCUGAAACGAAAGAAAAAGCAACGCAACUUGCUGUAAACCAAACUGUUUCGUUUAUUGCUCGUGUUUCUUCGAAUAGUUCAGAAAAACUAAAAAUAUUCACUGAGUAUGCAGAUGCGCACCGCAAUUCAGCGACCUUUAUUGCUUACGUUGACCCCCAAAUUAAAAGUAACGAAGAAACCGUUACGGUUGUAAGUGAUAAUACAGAGGGUGAAACUCAUAUUUUGAGUACAAAAGACUUGCUUGAAGCUUUUUGCAAAAGAGAGUCGUUGCCGCUUUUUGGACCCAUUAAUGCUCGAAAUUUCGAAUCAUAUUACGCUAGUGGUUUAAGUUUGCUUUGGUUUGUUGGUUCCAAAGAAGAUUAUUUACAGGCAUCCAGUGUCAUAAAGGAAUCAGCUAAGGAAUUACGGGAAAAGUAUAGUUUCUUAUGGCUUAGUACAACGGACUUCCCGGGUCAUGCACAGUCUGCAUUAGGUGUUGCGAAAUACCCUGCUUUAGUAGCACAAGUUAAAGAAGAUAAAUUUGUUUAUCCAAAGAAUGAAUUCACAAACAGUACUGACGUCACCGCUUUCAUUCGAUCUGUGGAAAAAGGAGAAGUUGAAAAAUUUUUGUUAUCUGAGGAAAUUCCAGAAGUAAAUGAAGGACCGGUUUAUGUUGUUGUUGGGAAAAAUUUCAACAAAAUGGUUAUAAGACCCGACAAAGAUGUUUUCCUAAUGGUGUACGCUCCAUGGUGUGGCCAUUGUAAAAAUUUUGCUCCGAUUUAUAAUGAAUUUGCUAAGAAAAUGAAAAAUCAAUCUAAUUUAGUUGUGGCGAAGAUUGAUGGUUCUAGCAACGAGUCACCGAAUCCUGAUUUUGUAUGGGGGGGAUAUCCUACAGUCUUUUUCAUUAAGGCAGGAAGUAAAACUCCAAUUAUUUAUAGUGAAAAAAGAUCCGUUGAAGGUCUUCAAGCUUUUUUGGCAAAGCAUGGGUCAAAACCUAUUCUAGCUGAUAGUGCAACUUCUGAUGAACUUUAAACCAAGCAACGCUAACACAACAGAAGAAAUUAUUUGGUUCUUUUAAUUUUUCAAGUAUAAUUUAUAAAAUGCUUUUUUUUUUACCACACAAUAACUAUGCUAAAAAAACAAUUUUUUACGGGGUAGUAACGUAGUGUAUUUCAUAAAAACGAAUUCUAUUAAGCUAAA